CCCCUGCAUUCUGGAACCCAGAGAGGCUGCUGCCGCUGCUGCUAUUGCUACUGCGGCCACCUCCCCUGCCCUGCCUCUGAUCACGCAGCCCCAUCCCCCUGCCCUCGCACCUGUCAUGAGCCCAGCCCUCUCAGGGAUCCUGGACCAGCUCUGAGCCCUGGGACCCUGGCCCCCUCCCCUGGGCCAUGGCCAACUCGGGCCUCCAGCUGCUGGGCUACUUCCUGGCCCUGGGGGGCUGGGUGGGCAUCAUCGCCAGCACGGCCCUGCCACAGUGGAAGCAGUCAUCGUACGCCGGCGAUGCCAUCAUCACGGCCGUGGGUCUCUACGAGGGGCUCUGGAUGUCCUGCGCCUCCCAGAGCACCGGGCAGGUGCAGUGCAAGCUCUACGACUCGCUGCUCGCCCUGGACGGCCACAUCCAGUCUGCACGGGCACUGAUGGUGGUGGCCGUGCUCCUGGGCUUCGUGGCCAUGGUGCUCAGUGUGGUCGGCAUGAAGUGCACUCGGGUCGGAGACAGCAACCCCAUCGCCAAGGGCCGUGUGGCGGUCUCCGGGGGCGCCCUCUUCCUCCUGGCUGGCCUCUGCACCCUGACUGCCGUCUCCUGGUAUGCCACCCUGGUGACCCAGGAGUUUUUCAACCCGAGCACACCUGUCAAUGCCAGGUACGAAUUUGGCCCAGCCCUCUUUGUGGGAUGGGCCUCUGCUGGCCUGGCCAUGCUCGGGGGCUCCUUUCUCUGCUGCACGUGUCCGGAGCCUGAGCGAUCCAACAGCAGCCCACAGCCCUACCGGCCAGGGCCCUCAGCUGCUGCCCGAGAACCAGUUGUUAAAUUGUCUGCCUCCGUCAAGGGCCCCCUGGGUGUGUAAGGUCCUGGCCCUGCCCCCCUGCCACACCUAGACUGUGUGGUCUCUUGUGGAAAGAGAAGCGAGCAUCCAGCGAGUA
Molecule: messenger RNA, 936 nt
Organism: Echinops telfairi (small Madagascar hedgehog)
Lineage: Eukaryota; Metazoa; Chordata; Mammalia; Afrosoricida; Tenrecidae
Gene: CLDN19
Product: claudin 19
Exons: 5
Coding region: 186-860 (224 amino acids)
Biological process (GO): bicellular tight junction assembly; cell adhesion
Cellular component (GO): plasma membrane; bicellular tight junction
Molecular function (GO): structural molecule activity
Source: RefSeq, a predicted model, not a curated record